AUGGGACGUGCCGGAGCCACGAGUGACGGCGGCGUCCUGAUGACCGCGCUUGUCCUGCUGCUGGCCGCUGUGGCUCUCUGGUGGGCCCUUGUCCACCGGCAACCACGGAGCCGGCAUGCACGGACAGCGAAGAGGAGCAAGCGCCCCGGGGUCCGGCCCAGAGGCUCACGGAGGAACCGAGGAGCCCCUGUGGCUCCCAGGUGCCCCAGGCCUCGGGCGACUCCUCGCAGGCGGCCGCGUGCUCCCGCGAGCCCCCCGGGCAGGCCCUGCAGCUGCGGCCCCUGCGUGGCAGUGGCCCAGGAGCUGCAGGAGCUGAUGCGGCGGCUCUGGGGUCGCAAUGGGACACGCGCGCCGCUCUACUCGGGGAUGUGGCAGGCCUUGUGGAAAGAGCUGGAGGAGCUGAGGCUCAGUGAGACCUGUCAGCCUGCAGAGGGUGCAGAGCCCGCGGACAGGUCUCCCAGCUCCCUUGGACUCACGGACUUCAACGACGCGGGCGCACCCCUGAGCCUUGAGGUGGCCGGGGAAAGCCCAGAAGUCCAAACGGGAGCCCAGCCCGAUCCAGGGGAGCCUCCUCGGGCGAAGCUGGCCGAGCAGCAAGCGUCCUGGAGCCAGCAGCGGCCAUCCCGCAGCUGCCAGGACGCUGUGCCGCUUGUGCCGGCUGGCGACAGCCCGAGCCUGGGGGUGGAGACGAGCCUGGAGACACCAAGGAGGUUCCUCCAUCUCCAGGAAGCUGUGCCAGGACAGCCCUCGAGGGCCACGAAGGGCUCUCUAAUAGCAGUGCCUCUGACGGCACGGCUUCAGAAGGCCCUGCUUGCUUUGCAGCUGCUCCUGGGACCCCCCCUGGGCGAAGCCUCGGGCUGCAGCCCCGGCCGUCGUCAAGAGCAGAGUCCAGCCCACGACGCCGGGGACAGCGACGGUGCCGGCCCGCCCCGCUGCACCGAGGCUCCUGCAGCCGCCUGUGCGCGCUGCCCUGGCCCGGUUCUGCCGCUCGCCGGCCCGUCGGCUGCGGGGCGGCGGCCGCUGGCGGGGUCGCGCAGCAGGAAGCAGGUGAGAGCAGCUUCGCUCGCGGACACCUGCGGGGGGGGGGUGGUGGGGGGGAACGUUCCCGGGCGCCAGGCUGAUGGCUCGCUCUCGACCGCAGGGCAAAAGAAGGAGCUGCAGGAGCUGUACCAGCUGGGCCCGCAGCUGGGCAGCGGCGGCUUCGGCACCGUUUUCUCGGGCAUCCGCCUCUCCGACGGGAGCCCGGUGGCCAUCAAACGCGUGGCCCGGGAGAGCGUCCUGCAGUGGGACGAGCUGCCCGACGGCACCCGCGUGCCCCUGGAGAUCGUGCUCAUGGAGAGGGUGGGCUCUGGUUGCCACAACAUCAUCCAGCUCCUCGACUGGUUCGAGCUGCCUGACAGCUUCGUGCUGGUGAUGGAGCGUCCGGAGGCAUCGCAGGAUCUCCUGCAGUUCCUGCUGGAGCGGGAGUUCCUGUGCGAGGAGAUGGCGCGCUGGCUGUUCGUCCAGGUGCUGGAGGCCGUGCGGCACUGCACCGCCUGCGGCGUCGUGCACCGGGACAUCAAGCCGGAGAACCUCCUCGUGGACCCGGACAGCGGCGACCUGAAGCUCAUCGACUUCGGUUGCGGCACCUUCCUCCAGGAGCGGGCCUACACGUGGCCGCCCUUUGGCACGGGGCAGAGGCCGUGCCCCGGGAGCCGGCUGCCGGCCCUGCCGACAGAAGAGGGCGGCAAAAGCCGACUCCCGGCCUCUCGGCUCGGAACGCACGCCUACAGCCCGCCCGAGUGGAUCUGCCUCGGCCGCUACCACGGCCGUGCGGCGACCAUCUGGUCCCUGGGCGUGCUGCUCUACGUCAUGGUCUGCGGGAACCUCCCCUUCCAGGACGAGCGUGCCAUCGUGCUGGGGCAGCUCUUCUUCUGGCAGCAGGUCUCUCCAGAGUGCCAGCAUCUGAUCCGCUGGUGCUUGGCCACGCGCCCCGCGGACAGGCCGGAGCUGGAGGAGAUCUUGCGCCACCCUUGGGUGCUGGGCCGGCGUUUUUGACGCCUUGCCGGAGCCUCUGCAGCACCCGCUUACAGCAUCCCA
This is a messenger RNA of Haemorhous mexicanus (house finch), 2079 nucleotides long. RefSeq lists its product as uncharacterized. Gene Ontology annotation, biological process: protein autophosphorylation. Lineage: Eukaryota; Metazoa; Chordata; Aves; Passeriformes; Fringillidae. Bases 1 to 2037 code for a protein of 678 amino acids. Gene Ontology annotation, molecular function: ATP binding; protein serine/threonine kinase activity. The record is from RefSeq and is a predicted model, not a curated record. Gene Ontology annotation, cellular component: cytoplasm. The transcript has 8 exons.